CCGGUUUCCACUGCGGGCGAGGAGGUCGCUCGACAAUGAGCAGGAUACUGGUGAUCGGCGGGACGGGGAACAUCGGGCAGCACCUUGUGACGGCGAGCCUCAACGCCGGCCACCGGACGGCUGUACUCGUCCGCCUGACCACCGUCGCACCCGACUCCGACAAGGCGAAGCUCUUGAACUCCCUCGAGGCCCGCGGAGUCAGCGUUGUCUACGGGGACAUGAACGACCACGGGAGCUUGGUGGCGGCGAUCAAGCAGCAUGGGGAGGUUGUAAUCUCCGCCGUCGGACACGGCAGGCCGGAGGAGCUGGACGGCCAGAUCAAGAUCAUCCAAGCGAUAAAGGAGGCUGGAGAUGUGAAGGUACAUGCGCAGAAGCCUUCUUCAACUACAUGCAUUACGAAGAUUGUAGUUUUUUUCCCUUCUUCUUGGAACUACGAGUAUACGAUAAGCGAUUUUUGCUUUUUCCUUCUGAAAAGGGCUUUGUCGAGACAUCGCAUUUUCCGCUCAUUUUUCUACGUGUUUGUUUAUUUUAGAUGGAGUAGUAUAUAGUCUGAUUAGAUGCAGA
Messenger RNA from Triticum urartu, 564 nucleotides. NCBI's taxonomy places the organism in Eukaryota, Viridiplantae, Streptophyta, Magnoliopsida, Poales, Poaceae. The record is from RefSeq and is a predicted model, not a curated record.